Messenger RNA from Brassica rapa (field mustard), 951 nucleotides. RefSeq lists its product as uncharacterized. The record is from RefSeq and is a predicted model, not a curated record. Lineage: Eukaryota; Viridiplantae; Streptophyta; Magnoliopsida; Brassicales; Brassicaceae.
AUGACGUGCGCUUACCUGAUAAAAGGCGAAAGCAUUUGGAGCAUUGAUGAGGAAAAACAGCGUUCUUGGAUUUGGAAAUCCAUCCUUCACCUCCGACCUUUAGCAGAACGUUUCAUAAGGUGUGAAGUGGGAAAUGGAACUUCGGCCAGUUUCUGGUUCGAUAACUGGCUGCCCUUAGGUCCUUUGAUCAAUUUCUUUGGUUAUAAUGGUCCUCAGCAUAUUGGUGUCCCUCUUCAUGCCAAGAUUAGAGAAAUUUGUCCUAAUGAAGGUUGGCUCCUACGGCCUGCUAGAUCACCUAAAGAGCAACUUCAGAUCUUACUCUGCACGUUGCCUCUACCAGCCCGAUCCCUUGUUCCUGAUGUUUAUAAAUGGUGUGUUAAUGAUCUCAGUUUAGCAAAGUUCACCACCAGUCUUACUUGGGAAGCCAUAAGGAAUAGAGGUGAACAAGCUGUUUGGGCUCCUUAUGUCCGGUUCAAAGGCCACAUUCCACGCCACGCCUUUCACAUGUGGGUUACUCAGCAGGACAGGUUGCCUACUCGCGCAAGGCUUGCUACUUGGGAUCCAGGUAUUGAUGCAUCUUGUCUCCUUUGUGUUGGAUGUGUGGAGACAAGGGACCAUUUAUUUCUCAGAUGUAGUUUCAGUGAACAAGUGUGGCACCUCAUAACCAAACGUCUAGGCUAUCGGCCUACUCUGUUCCAUACUUGGACAGCUUUUGGUGACUGGCUUAGUUCACCGGAUUCUACCUGCCCCACAACGCUCCGUCGACUUGCUGCACAAGCAACUAUAUACAAGCUUUGGUCAGAGCGUAAUAACCGUCUUCAUAACGAAACUUCCUCUACGCCUCAAAGGAUCUUCAAAGACCUGGACAGGCUAAUCCGGAACUCAAUCCUUGCAAGGAAAGAGCGAAGGAAAUUUAGAGGUCUAAUGCAAGUUUGGCUAAAGCAUUCUUGA